AUGGAAGAUCUAGCAAUAACUCGAGAGAGUGCAAAUAUUGGAAACAAGCAGAUUCAACAGUCUAAAGAUGGCCAAUUGUGUAUUCAGGUGAAAAAUGGAUUGGUAAUACUAAACCCAAAGGAUAACCAACCCACUAAACCAAAAUCACUUUCUGACAUUUUUAAUGUGACCAAAUGUAACAAGACAUUGAAAAUGAGAGAAAAUUUUCUGAAGGAUGUAGUGCAUGAAGGGUUUGCUGAAAUCUCACAAGGGAAAACACAACUGAAUCCCUUGGACAACAUCAAUGUCAAUCAAAUUUCCAUAUCAGACAGCGGAGUUAGCCAUAACUUGGAAUGCGUUUAUGCUAUGGUUAACGAUACCUAUAAUUGCUUGUUGUUUGAAUUCAAAAGGAAUGGUGGAGUCCAACAGAUCUGUUUGAUAAACGAGGAGAUAGCCGGAUUUGAAGGUAUAGAUUCUAGUAAAAUUUUAAGUGAGGAAGAAAUAAGAAGGUUAAGGAUCAACCAUUUCCAAUGGUUUAAAGGAAUACGUUUCUCAUUGAGAAAAGACCCCGUGUGGCCCUUGGUUGGUAGCAGUUGCUUCUUUUGUUUUAGCGAGAGCGAGGAACAAUGGGUUUACAGGUUCAACUGUAUCACCAGUGCUAUCGAGCGAGUGUGCCCAUUUAAGAUUGAUUUGGAUGUUUCUAAGAAAGAGUGCGUUUUGUAUUGUGAACUCUCUGAUUGGAGGAAGUCAGAAAAAGAAGGAUUUGACCUAUACUUUGACUUUAUUAUGAUGACAUCGUUGAACAAUAUUAUAAGAAAAAAGUGUUAUUUGAGUAGCGAAGAUGGAUCGAUCUAUGUAUCAGAGCUAGAAGAUACGCUUGAAUUUGAAAAUAUGAUUGUGAACUAUAAAUUAUUAUCUAGUCAGGAUGGUGGGUUAUUUAUGGCUGUGCUUUUCCGAAACAGUUUAGAGUUUUACAAAUUUGACUCUGAAGAUAAUGAGGUUGUCGUUUUGCUGGAAAACCUUGCCAUAAUCGACAACAUGAUAAACUUCUCCGAUGAGGAUGGUGUAGAAACGUUGAUCCUUACCAAUGGACUAGGGGAGAUGAUCUAUGUAAGGUUCAGUUUGGAUAAAUUCAAAUGUGUGCAUCAAGAAAAGUUGAAUUACUUUAAUGAGAUCAACCUUACAUCAGCAACGGAGAAUGUACCCUUUUUUAGAAAAAUUAAUGAAAUCACAAAGAAGGGAAGCUAUACUAUUGCAUCGAUGGAAAUGGACCCAACAGGGAAGUUUAUCUACAUGAUGUAUGAUUUAGUUGAUUUGCAGACUAAUUUUGAGUUUUCGAUUCCUCCAUCACGCAAAGACCGUCUAUUGUUUACCAUCAUAAAGUCAAAGGAAAGAGUGGAAAUAGAUUUUCAGAAAAGCGACGAAUUUAAUAGUAUAGUUUCUUCUCCUCUUUACUGGAGGCUCUUAACAAUAUUUACAAAUUGUGAAACUACCCCAGGAGCUGAAGACUGCAUGGAAUUAGAUUCUGUUGAGAUGGAACUAGGAAGCCAGUUAGCUGACUCCGGCUAUUCACUUGUGGAUACGCUAAUUUUAAAUCAAACAAUUGACAAAAAAAGAGUUGAGUUUGGAUGUGUUGGUGAUGUUUCUAGUCCAGCGUUUGGGAAACAUAAAAAAACGAUUCAAGAGGUCAUCGCAAGAUAUGUUAUUUCCAAGGUUGAAGCAAAUGCGUUAAUGAUCGAUGAUGAUGAAGAUAUGUUUAUGUACAUGCAAUGUUGUGCAUUUAUGGGUGAGAAACCCAAGAGCACAAGGGUUUGCAAGAUGAAUGUUUCCGGGACAAAGCUUGUAGAAUCAUUUGAUGACACCACUGUUGCUGACAAUGGUGAUAUUGUAUCCCUAGAGGGGCAUCAAUGGAAAGUCUGUGAUUUUACCAUGCUACCCAUUCUUGCUCCCACUAAAAGGGAGUGUUCUCAAUGUGGGUGUGUUUCCUUGAGAGAGAGGAGGAAACUCGCCGAGAAGUCACCACGUUGGUGCGUUUUGAGUGUAGGUCGCCAGUGUCUCUUUUGUGGGGGAAGGUUCCUCUAG
Messenger RNA from Pichia kudriavzevii, 2061 nucleotides. RefSeq lists its product as uncharacterized. The transcript has a single exon. Lineage: Eukaryota; Fungi; Ascomycota; Pichiomycetes; Pichiales; Pichiaceae. The coding region runs from base 1 to 2061 and encodes 686 amino acids. The record is from RefSeq and is a predicted model, not a curated record.